Messenger RNA from Aureobasidium vineae, 1830 nucleotides. The record is from the annotation of a GenBank genome assembly. Lineage: Eukaryota; Fungi; Ascomycota; Dothideomycetes; Dothideales; Saccotheciaceae.
CCUGCUGCCUGCCGUGCUGGCUGCACAGCCUUCGGCGCCCGAACCAGUGGAAGCUCCUCUGAGGAAACUACCUUGGGGUCAAUUGAACUUCUUGGCGACAACAGAUACACAUGGAUGGCACGGCGGCCACCUGCAGGAUAUUCCGCCGAUUGGGGCGAUUACAUCUCUUUCGCUCACCAUCUUCGCCAGAAGGCCGACGACGAUGGUAGUGACCUUCUCAUCGUAGAUACAGGCGACCGAGUAGAGGGCAAUGGUCUCUAUGAUGCCUCAAACCCCAAGGGACACUACACGAAUGGUAUUAUCAAACAUCAAAACAUAGACAUCAUUACUUCGGGCAACCACGAACUCUACAAGAAGAACUCAUCCGACAAUGAGUACUAUCACACUGUGCCCAACUUCAAGGACGCCUAUAUCGCUUCCAACCUAGACAUGUACAACCCAGAUACUGGAAAGCUGCAGCCUCUUGCACAGAGAUACAGAAAAUUUACGACAAAGAACCAGGGAAUCAGGAUCAUGGCCUUUGGCUUUCUCUUCAACUUUCGUGGAAACGCGAACAACACCGUCGUACAGCGGGUGGAAGACACGAUCAAGGAAGAAUGGUUCCAAGACGCCAUCCGUGACAAAGAUAUUGACCUGUUUGUCGUUGCUGGGCAUGUUCCUGUCUCCGACUCACCCGAGUUUGAUGCCGUCUACAAGGCUAUCCGUGGUGUAGCAUGGGAUACCCCCAUUGCUUUCUUUGGUGGUCACACCCAUAUUAGGGAUUACCACAAGUUCGAUAAGAUCGCCUACGGUCUUGAGAGCGGUCGUUACAUGGAGACGCUCGGUUUCAUGUCCAUCUCCGGUCUCGCCCACCACAAAAACAGUUCUGAGAGUUCUCCUCUUGCGAAUCCUGAGUUCAAGCGUCGUUAUAUCGACAACAAUCUGUACUCACUUCAUCGCCACUCUGGCAAGAACGAGACCACCUUCCCUACUGAGAUUGGUCGCGACGUAUCUGCAACCAUCUCAGCUGCUAGGAAACAUCUUAAUCUCGAUCACACAUAUGGCUGUGCCCCUAGAGACUACUGGCUGAACAGAGCUCCUUAUCCUUCGAAGUCGAGCGUCUUGACUUGGCUCGAGAAUGAUGUGCUGCCAGACACCGCGCGAAACUCGUCCAAGUCACCUCAACUCGUCAUCACCAACUCUGGCGCCGUGCGCUUUGACAUCUUCGAAGGCUCCUUUACUAUCGAUACCACAUUCCUCGUCUCACCAUUCACAAGCGGUUUCCACCGACUGAAGAACGUACCUUAUAAAGCAGCAAAACAACUGCUGCAGUUGCUCAAUAAUGAGGGCAAGAUCCUUCUAUCAGAAAUGAUGGUGAUGAGCGCCGUCCACAGAGACCUGGCAAAACCCAAUCUCUGGGAACUCAUGCCACCAAAGAUGCCGUCCACGAACCGAUCCCAGCAAGAUAUUGAAGACGACAUGAAUCUCGACGACGCCUUCAGACACGAGUUCGGACAAGAAGUUAUGAACGCCGCCGGACACGGAAAGCACGAAAUCGUCCCCGGCUACGUGACGGUCGAUGACGCAGGCAAAGACGGCGACGACACAAUCCACUCACCCAUCCUCUUCUACGAUAUCCCCAACUGCAUCCAAGCAGAAGUAAACUUGCCAUCCGACAAAAAGGAUCUCGAGACUGUGGAUAUUGUAUACAAUGAAUUCAUCGAGCGAUGGAUUCUUCUGGCUCUGAGGUUCUUGGGUGAGAGUUAUGGUGUUGAAGAUGUAGAGGUUACUUUUGACGGCAUGAGUUUUACGGAUGUGCUUAGCGAGUGGGUGCAUAAGAAUUGGGCUUGU